Molecule: messenger RNA, 2013 nt
Organism: Nematolebias whitei (Rio pearlfish)
Lineage: Eukaryota; Metazoa; Chordata; Actinopteri; Cyprinodontiformes; Rivulidae
Gene: slco1c1
Product: solute carrier organic anion transporter family, member 1C1
Exons: 13
Coding region: 1-2013 (670 amino acids)
Biological process (GO): sodium-independent organic anion transport; transmembrane transport
Cellular component (GO): membrane
Molecular function (GO): protein binding
Source: RefSeq, a predicted model, not a curated record
AUGUUUCUAGUAGCUUUGUCCUUUGCCUAUUUUGCAAAGGCUCUGUCGGGGAGCUACAUGAAGAGCACAAUAACUCAGUUGGAGCGACGCUUUGACAUCCCCAGUUACCUAAUAGGAGUCAUUGAUGGGAGCUUUGAGAUAGGUAACUUGCUUGUUAUAGCUUUUGUCAGUUACUUUGGGGCCAAACUCCACAGGCCGAAGAUCAUUGCCAUGGGUUGUGUCCUGAUGUCUGUUGGCACCUUUAUCAUCGCUCUACCUCACUUCAUCAUUGGAUGCUACAAAUUUGAAACAUCUGUGAGGUUGGUGGUGAACUCAAGUCAUAACUCAUCUCCAUGUCGGGGGGGUUCAACAGUAGAACUGACACAGGACGAUAGACCACCUCAGGUGCCAUCCACAAGUUGUGAUGGUGACUCCAACUUGUCCAUGUGGAUCUACGUCCUCCUGGGAAAUGUCUUGCGGGGGAUUGGAGAGACUCCUGUUCAACCACUGGGCAUCUCUUACAUUGAUGAUUUUGCUACUGAGGAGAAUGCUGCAUUGUAUGUUGGCUGUGUGCAGACCAUCUCUGUGGUCGGCCCUGUGUUUGGAUACCUCUUAGGCUCCCUUUGUGCUAAAAUAUAUGUGGACAUUGGAUUUGUAAAAAUGGAGACCAUUACCAUAACCCCAGCAGAUGCACGCUGGGUCGGGGCCUGGUGGCUGGGCUACCUCAUCGCUGGAAUCAUCACCCUGCUCUCUGCCAUCCCAUUCUGGUUUUUGCCCCGCUCCCUACCCAUACCUGGGUCCCAGCUCUCAAAGCAGUGCAAUCAGGAGCAGACAAGUUUUAUCAAAGACUCUCCGCAUCCAAAGAACAAAUAUCAAGCAGAGGAACGUAUCAGUUUUAUAGAGAUGGCUAAAGAUUUUAUUCCAACCCUGCGAACUCUGCUGGGACACCCGGUGUAUCUGAUCUACUUGUGUGUGACAGUCAUCCAGCUGAACUCUCUCAUCGGCAUGGUCACCUACAAACCCAAGUAUAUCGAGCAGCAUUUCAGACAGUCUGCCUCAAAGGCUAACUUCCUGAUGGGUGUGAUCAAUAUCCCAGCUGUGGCACUGGGGAUGUUUUCUGGUGGUGUGCUCAUGAAGAGGCUGAAGCUGAACAUUAUGGGAGCAGCCAAGGUUGCUUUUGGCACUUCCCUGAUUGGUUACAUCCUAUCACUGUUUUUCUUUGCAAUGAGCUGUGAGAAUGCCAAGGUAGCCGGAGUGACACUGUCAUACCACAGCAUGAACCAACUUUCUUACGACAAACACUCAGUGUUCACUGGCUGCAACUCAGAUUGUUUGUGUUCAUCCAGUGAGUGGGACCCUGUGUGUGGGGAGAACGGCAUCACAUACGUUUCUCCAUGUCUUGCCGGCUGCACCACUUCAACAGGCUCGGGGAAAAACACAGUCUUCUCUAACUGCAGUUGUGUCGGUGUGGCUGGUAACUUGACAGCCAGUCCGGGUCAUUGCCCUGAAAAGGACGACUGCGACAGGAUGUUCCCGUACUUCCUUGCCCUCUCUGUCAUCACUUCCUUUAUCAUCUCCCUUGGGGGCACUCCAAGCUACAUGUUUCUCAUCAGGUGCAUCACACCGCAGCUGAAAUCUCUGGCUCUGGGUUUCCAUGCUUUGGCAACACGGACUCUUGCAGGGAUCCCUGCGCCCAUCUACUUUGGAGCAAUCAUUGACACCACGUGUCUCAAAUGGGGUCAGAAGAGAUGUGGAGGUUUAGGAGCCUGCAGAAUCUACAACACCACAGCAUACAGGAUAGCAUACCUGGGUCUAACUUUAAGCCUGCGAACUAUCUCGUUUAUCAUUUGCAUUCCGGGCUUCAUUCUGCUCAGCCGACAGCUGGAGGAGGAGGAAAAAAGCUCCAUACGUGAAGCUCUGUCUAACGGUGGAACGGAACUGGAGGCGCUCAGGAAGGAUGAGUUUGUUGUACAGAAGUCUGAUCAAACAGUUCACACGUCGGGCAACGGCACAGAUGGACACGGCCGGCUGUGA